AACAUGAAAUGAAUGUAUAACUCAUAAACAAUUCCUACUCACGACCUUGAACCGUCGAACGAUGCGGUGAAGCUCAAAACAAUCGGUCUGUCGGGUGGUUAGCACAAAUCACAAUAUAUUUGGAUCUUUCCCCUUAAAUGUUUUUGUGAGAACUCCAGAAAAAGAAAAAAAGAAAGACCCGAGGAGAACUCGGUGAAGUAAGACGGUAAACUGGAGAUUUGGUAUCCUCAAAAUAAUAGUAUCAUAUAUCCAUUUCAGAUAGCGAUCGGAAAAGAACUGUCAGAAUCCCAACUCGGCAAAAGCUCUGCGGUUGUUACUAGAUUGAUGAAAAAGAAGUCUAGUCCAGAUGGAUAAUUUACCAGAUGAAUUACUCUUGGAUAUUUUGGGAAGGAUUAAGAGAACCACUGAUAGGAGUUCUGUAUCCCUAACUUGCAAACACUUCCACAAAUUGGCUAAUGGGCUGAGAACAUCUAUCCGCGUGGGGUGUGGGUUACAUCCUGCCUCUGAUGCAUUAACUGCUCUAUGCAACAGAUUCUGUAACUUGGAGAAAGUGGAAAUUUUCUAUUCUGGUUGGAUGUCCAAGUUAGGGAAGCAGUUGGAUGAUCACGGCCUUCUCAUUCUUUCAAGUCAUUGCCCUUCGCUCAAGGACCUCAUGUUGAGUUAUUGUACUUUCAUUACGGAUGCUGGUCUGAGUUACUUGGCUUCAUGCUCGAAACUUGCAUCCUUGAAGUUGAACUUUGCCCCCAGAAUUACUGGUUGUGGCAUCCUGUCUCUCGUUAUGGGCUGCAAAGGCCUUACUGUGCUUCACCUGAUUCGGUGUCUUAAUGUCAGUAGUAUGGAGUGGCUAGAAUAUCUUGGAAACCAUGAAAUGCUUGAAGAUUUUUGCAUAAAAAAUUGUAGGGUGAUUGGAGAAGGUGAUUUGAUUAAGCUAGGGUCUACUUGGAGAAAGUUGAAGAGACUGCAAUUUGAGGUUGAUGCCAACUAUAGAUACAUGAAGCUUUAUGACCGUUUGGCAGUUGAUCGGUGGCAAAAGCAAUGGAUCCCAUGUGAGAACAUGCUUGAACUUAGCUUAGUGAACUGCGUUAUCAGCCCUGGGAGAGGGCUUGCAUGUGUUAUAGGCAAGUGCAAGAAUUUGGAAAAGAUUCACUUAGACAUGUGUGUUGGGGUGAGGGACUGUGACAUAGUAUGUUUGGCCCAGAAAUCAAGCAACCUUCAAUCAAUCUCUCUCCGGGUUCCAUCAGACUUCUCCCUUCCUCUUCUACAAAACAAUCCGUUGCGGUUAACAGAUGAAAGUCUAAAGGCAGUGGCGCAGAACUGCUCUCUGCUUGAUACGGUUAGGUUGUCUUUCUCUGACGGGGAGUUCCCCUCAUUUUCUUCCUUUACAUUAAAUGGAAUACUAAUGUUAAUACAAAUGUGUCCAAUAAGAGAACUUGCUCUUGACCAUGUGUAUUCUUUUAAUGAUGUUGGAAUGCAAGCUCUUUGUUCGGCACAAUAUCUCCAAAUCCUGGAACUUGUGAGGUGCCAAGAGAUCACAGAUGAGGGCCUGCAGCUUGCUGGCCAAAUUCCUCAAUUGUGUAUAUUAAGGCUGAGGAAGUGUUUGGGAGUAGCUGAUGAUGGGUUAAAGCCUCUUGUCGGAUCUUACAAGUUAGAGUUGUUGGUUGUGGAGGAUUGUCCACAGAUAUCAGAAAGGGGUGUUCAAGGAGCUGCAAAGUCAGUCUCCUUCAAACAAGAUUUGUCAUGGAUGUACUAAGUUUUCCCAUUUGUAAAUAUUUUUCCAGAUGUUGUACAGUUUUGUAGGGGGAAAGGAAAGUGCUUAACAUGGAGGAAGAGAAUGAUGAUAGCCAAUGGAGCUGCUAAAGGUAAGUUUCAGUGCCUCUAUGGCUGAUCAAUUAAAGAUGACAAGACAAUUUUGAUACAUGUUCCCCUUGCUAUCCCACAGAAGCUGCAUAACAGAAUCAAAGCAACUAUUAAUACUUUGUGACAUAAAACCAAGAUGCACGUUGGUGGGAGAAGGAUUUGUAGCCAAGGUCUCAGGAUUCGGAUCUAUAGAAUCAAGUGCUUGGAAAUAUCAUAUGUUAGCACUCAAAUAGAUGGCCAUUUGAGUCUUCCUACUGGCGUAUACAGCUACGGUGUUAUGCAACUGUUGAUUGUUGCUGCUAGAUGAAAAAUAUAGGAAGUUAAUAUUAUCAUUUGGUUGGGCAAGGAGAGUCAAUAUGAAAUAGCAUUCUAUUUCAAUAUGAUCCAUUUCCUCUACCUGCAAAAAUCUUAGUGAUUGAUGUUAUAGGCAUGGAUGCAAAUAUUCCUUUAGGCAUAUGGAGAAAACACACAAAAAUAUUUUCGCCAUCAUGGUUUGCAACCGUACCAUUCAUUGGAAUGCUCAGGAAAUCUGUGUUAAUGCCUAUAACAGCCAUGACAUUUACCAUAGCUGCAUCUGUUCUUGGGACAAGUCAUAGGCUCUAGGGCUGAACGAUAUAGGCUGAAAGCCGUUGCAAGUAAAAAAUUGAUUCUUACCGAAAACUCAACUCCUGCAAACGGUCAACUCGUGGUUAAUGGAGAUAGAGGUGGAAACUGCAGUGAGACUGUUGAUUGGAGCAAAGGUCCUCUGCAGAUUGCUGGUCCCUCUUCAACAACCAGUGUAUUUAUCUGAUGUUUGGUAUCUUUGAUGUUGUAAUGAUAUGUUUCAUGAGGUCGCAUUCGAUCUAUUUGUUCUUUAUAUUUCUUUCUAUCAGCAUACAACAUUCGGCAAUUGAAAAUGAGGGACGGGAUGAGCAUUGUUUCUUGUUUAGGGACAGUUGAUAUAUUCAUGAAAUUUGGGAGAGUAUUUUCUGUAGCAGAAUACGCCAAAAGAGAUUUUCUAUUCAAGCUUUGA
Messenger RNA from Nicotiana tabacum (common tobacco), 2869 nucleotides. Its product is annotated as F-box/LRR-repeat protein 14-like. The record is from RefSeq and is a predicted model, not a curated record. Gene Ontology annotation, biological process: SCF-dependent proteasomal ubiquitin-dependent protein catabolic process. Gene Ontology annotation, molecular function: protein binding. Gene Ontology annotation, cellular component: SCF ubiquitin ligase complex. NCBI's taxonomy places the organism in Eukaryota, Viridiplantae, Streptophyta, Magnoliopsida, Solanales, Solanaceae.